CAGUAUGCGGGCGUCUGCUGUGACCACGUCUAGUUCACAAGUUGAUGAUAUGGCAUUAACUUUUAUUCUUAUUGAAUAAAAUAUAUUUUAACAUUUAAAGUAAAUCAAUUAAUAUUUCAAUGAAUUUAAUUUCACAGUGAAUAAACAAGUUUUUAAAGGAAAAUUGAAAGAAAAGCAAUUGUUAAUUUCGCGAAAAUUGUGUAAUAAUCCUUUGACAAGUCAAAGUAUAUAAAAGAAAAUUGAAUUCAGGGUAUGAAAAGUUGUUGGAGAUUAUAUGGAUUUUAGAUUUUAAAAAAAAUGUCGAGAAAGAGACCGCACGAUAUUGAAGAUAUGCAGAGCAAUAAUAUUGCCAAUGAUACAAAUCAGAAUGGAGACCAUGCUUCGUCUUCGAGGGAGGAGUCACCGUCUUUUCCGUCAAUUUGCAAAGAGGCCCCAUUUAUGGACGACGAGGAGGCUAUUUUAGAACGAAAAUGUUGCGAUUACGAUGUCAAAAUUUCAGUGGAAAUGGCUCAAGCUGGAAAAGCUCCUAGGAAGAUUCGAGUAUACGCAGACGGAAUUUAUGACCUUUUUCAUCAAGGUCACGCUCGACAACUGAUGCAAGCAAAAAAUCUUUUUCCGAACAUUUACCUUAUAGUGGGAAUUUGUAAUGACGAAUUAACUCACACAAGAAAAGGUAAAACAGUAAUGAAUGAAUUUGAAAGAUACGAUGCAGUCAGGCAUUGCAGAUACGUAGACGAGGUUAUAAGAGAUGCCCCGUGGGAAUUGGAAGACGAUUUUAUUGACAAAUACAAGAUCGAUUUCGUUGCCCACGACGCGAUUCCCUACAGUACAGAAGAUGAGGAAGAUCUUUACGCGAAAUUAAAAGAACGAGGUAUGUUCGUGGCAACACAAAGAACAGAAGGUGUAUCAACGUCGGAUAUUGUAGCGAGAAUAGUAAAAGAUUACGAUAUCUACGUGAGAAGGAAUCUCGCUCGCGGAUACACAGCAAAGGAUCUUAAUGUCUCAUUUCUAAACGAUAAGAAGUUUAGGCUACAGAAUAAGUUCGAUGAUCUCAAAGAUAAAGGGAAACAGAUGAUAGAGAAUUUUGGUGAGAAACGAAUGGAUAUUAUUAGUAAAUGGGAGGAAAAAUCACGAGAUUUUAUUGACACUUUCCUCUUGUUAUUUGGCCGCGAGGGACGAAUUUCAACAAUAUGGCAUGAAGGCAAAGGUCGCUUAAUGCAAGCGAUCUCGCCUCCUUCGAGCCCAAAAAGGAAUGGCAGCCCUAAUAGUAGUUAUUGCUUCAGCAAUGACGAGGAACGCGCAAGUCCACCGCCUAUGAAAGCUGGUCGUUUUGAAUUUUCCAAAAAUGGACAUUAUUUCCACGAGGAUUAUAGUGACGAUGAAGAAUAUCGAAUGUCAAAGUGAUCCUUGGAAGAAUCCGAGGAUCUUUUAAAUCGACUCGACCAAAUCUAGCGAAUUUUAAUUUUAUUAAGAAACAACAACAAAAAACAAAAAACUGUUACACCACAAUGAUUCAUUGAAAUAAUUAGAUCAUUUUACAUUUAAAUAUGUCAUAGAUUUUAGGGUUUGUUUUCAGUUUCGCUUCGCAUCAACGAGUUUUUUAAAAAAACAACAGUAAAAAAAUUAUGCCCCAAGAAAAAUGUCGAAUUACUUAAUUUCAACAAACUCUAUAAACGUGUACUUAAAUUUUAAGAUAUUGCAUUUGAUAAUAGUACAUUAAUUUUUUUCUUUCCCUCCUUUUGUAUUCUGUGAGUUUGACAUAUGUGGGCAUUAUAGAUUGUAUAAAAGUGAUUCAAUUUAAAUUAUUGAAUUCGUAUAUAUUUAAAAAAUCCGAUAUUAAAAAGUAAUUAUUAAAAUGAAAAAAAAACGUUAAAAAUACAUAGUUGUGAUAUAAAAAAGCAGAUUUGUGAAACAUGUUUCAAUAGAUUAAUUAUUAAGCUCGUAAAAAUGAAACUGAACAAUAAAACAACGGUUCUAGACUUCUUUGAAUGUGUAAUAUUUUGUAAUACACUAUUUGUUGAAGAAGAAGAAGAAGAAGAAUAAUAAUAAUAAUAUAAAUUAAAUUUUUAAGAAAGACUUGGAAAAAUAUGUGUGACCAACUCGGUGAUUGUUGACGUCAACUACAGGAAUUGAGGACUGUAAGAAUAUUGAUCUGCACAUUGUAUUCGAAUUAAAAAUGUAUUUCGUUUCGAGUGAGUUUUUUUUAUAGUUUUAAAUUCACUAGCAGUUUUAUAUGGACUAUUUUAUAUAGAGAAAACAAUUUCUAAAUAGUUUUUAGGGUUGGUAAGAACGCAAUUGUGUCUGUACAUUGUCAUGAUAUUUAGUUUUCAUUUUGUAAGUAUUAGCGAUACCCUAUGAAGUAAACAAGAAAAACGCGUUGUGAAAACAAAAAAAAAAUGUUUGUAGAGGAAUUAUUGUUGCUAAAAAAAACUUGCUGUUAACUAGAUAUAUUUGUAAAUUUAUUUCUUGUGAUUAUUUAUGAAUUCAAUUUUUAGUUUCUUUCUCUUUUUUGAGUACUUUGAGUGUCGAAAAGAAAACAAAGAGGAUUAUUUAUUUUUCGUAAAAUAGUUUCAAAGCAAUGUAUUUCGAUAUACGAAAAGAGAUUAGAAAGUUAAUAGAACUGUUUGUAUUUUAAUUUGAUUAAAUAACAUUUUUCUUGAUAUGAAAAACACGACUGAGAUUUAUAAUUAAUUUAAUAAUGAAUCGACGUUAGAUUUUAAAUUAUUUAUCGGUAAAUAAAAUUAUUAUUGUAAAACAAAAAGUUAUGAAAAAAAUGCAAUUGGUUGAGUUUAGUUAUCACAUGAUUCAUGUCCGUUAUUAUGUAAUUAAGAAUUGUAUGAAAAUAAACAUAAAGUUCUAUUUACUGCUAA
Molecule: messenger RNA, 2870 nt
Organism: Leptopilina heterotoma
Lineage: Eukaryota; Metazoa; Arthropoda; Insecta; Hymenoptera; Figitidae
Product: choline-phosphate cytidylyltransferase A-like
Exons: 9
Coding region: 298-1404 (368 amino acids)
Biological process (GO): CDP-choline pathway
Molecular function (GO): phosphatidylcholine binding; choline-phosphate cytidylyltransferase activity
Source: RefSeq, a predicted model, not a curated record